AAGAGGAGACUUGUUAGCUUUAGAAGACUGUCGGUAAUUUAGCGAGCUGUGGGAAACUGGUGGGAGGGCUUACUGCAGUCCAUCUCUGAGACGUAACUUGUCUGUAUUUCGCUAGUUUUGUGUGCUGAAGACACAUCUAGUUUACCACAAUUGCACCAUGUACUGAGUAGGCCUACAGAGAAAUUGAUCACCAUAAUUUAUAAUAUAAUAAAUACAUUUAUAAAUUACCGUUCAUAUACAAGGGGGCUGAACUAUAAUUUCAACUGCUUUUGCACAUAAGCAAUUGAUGCACUUUGCGGAAAACAAUAUUUCCACAGAUUUCUUUUGAAGUGGUCUCUUUUUCUGUAUAACCAUGACCACUGGAAUUCACUGUGGUUGUUUAUUUAUACUGUUUUUUACAGCUUUUCCUCAUUCUCAAGCAGCACAGAACUGUCUGGAUAGACAACAUAUUGUGACUGUGGUCAGCCAAAUGGAAAAGCUCUUGAAAGGGCAGGAAGCACGAUUUACGGAAGGGCUCCGCAUUAUGAAAAGCAAACUGGCUGCUCUACAGACCUCUGUGUCCAAGUCGCCAGCUGCAGAGCCAUACACAGUUACAUGCCCUUCACUUGAAGCUCCACAGUAUGGGCAGAAGUUUGGUUCCAAGUAUUUAGUCGACCACGAAGUCCAUUUCACCUGCAGUCCCGGAUAUCAGCUGGUUGGCCCCGGCUCCAGAGUGUGCCAGGAGAACGGCAUCUGGACUGGGGUUAACCCUGUGUGCAAAGGGAAAAAGAAAGAGAACAAGGCUGUUGGACAUUUGAAAAAAAUUAAAGACAUCAGCAAGUGCUCCAGUAACCCGUGCCAGAAUGGAGGAACAUGCAGUGAAGGUGUAAACCACCACAGGUGUUCAUGCCCACAGAACUGGAGUGGGAGUCACUGCCAACAUCAGGUGUUGACAGCGCCCCCUGAAUGGAGCGCCAUGAACGACCCAGCCUUCAGCCGUAAGCCCCGCUGUGCCAAGAUCGACCGGACCCAGCACUGCAGCUGUGACGCCGGCUUCCACAUGAGCGGUACCUCGGACAACAGCAUCUGUCAAGAACACCAAGGCCAUCUGCUGGACAAUCAAUACAUUACAAUCAACAACACAGACCAUCUGCAGGUAGAUUCAGACGUGAAUGAAUGUGAGGUGUACCAGCUGGAUGGAGCUUCCAGACUCUGCAUGCAUGCCUGUAUCAACACCCCCGGCUCGUACCGCUGCUCCUGCCCGGCUGGAUACAAGAUCCUUGACGAUGGAAGGAGCUGCGAGGAUGUAGAUGAGUGCCUUGCCUUGCAGCACAACUGCACCAGGGGAACCACCUGCAUUAACACAGGGGGAAGCUUUCAGUGUGUCAAUCCAGAGUGCCCAAAGUCUCAUGGGAAUGUCAGCUAUGUGAAGACAACUCCAUUCCAAUGUGAACGCAACCCCUGCCCAAUGGACAGCCGAUCCUGUCACCUGGCUCCCAAGACGGUCUCGUUCCAUUACCUCUCCCUUCCCUGCAACCUGAAGACCCCGCUCACUCUGUUCCGCGUGGCGACGGCGGCGGCCCCAGGCAGGCCCGGCCCUGAUAGCCUGCGUUUCGGGAUCAUGGGUGGAAACAACAAGGGCCACUUUGUGAUGCAGCGCUCCGACCGGCAGACCGGGGAGCUCAUCCUGGUUCAGAGCCUGUGCGGGCCCCAGACCAUAGAAGUGGACCUGGACAUGUCAGAAUACCUGGACCGCACGUUCCAGGCCAAGCACGUGUCAAAGGUCACGGUCUUUGUGUCUACCAAUGAAUUUUAAGAGACCUUGGUUUCUUACCUUGAACUUUUUAGUGUUCACUUGAAGAAUCCAUCAUGUUUUUCCUAAAGUCCAUUCUUCCUUCAGUAUCUUUUGAGUUGAUUUAUUGAGAGGUUGCCCAUUUCUUUAAAAAAAAAAAAAAGUUUAAUAGAAUAAGGAUUAUAAGAAAUGGCAAUGGAAACCAUUGUCAAGACUGAUAACAGGGUAUAUAAACGAGGUGUAGUACUGAAUGUCAGUAUUUUCUUCCGUUAUUGAUGGUAUUGAGUCUAUUGUAGAAAUACUAGAGGGUGAUUAGAGUUAGAAUCUUCAUAAUGUUCCAGAUCAAGAAUGCCACUUAAUGGACACUAAAUUGAUAAACUCAACUAACCCUAUGAAAACUGCAUAUACAUUCAUUGAAUGGUACAAUAUGAUUCUUACUGACCUAACCUAUGUGUCAUGGUUCUGCUUUCCUUGGAUCAGUCAGGCUGGAGAUUUAUAGUAAAGGAGAUUUCAUUUACGAAAAUUAGAAAAAGUAAGAAAUUCCACGUUGUUGCUCUUUUUAUAUGGACUUGAUGCCAAAGGAAUCUUUGAAAACAAUUUUCAUGAAAUUAUCUGAAUUAGGUCAUUGUUUUUUGUUUUUUGCAUAUCUACUUGGAUGUUAUUAUUAACAUAUGUUAGAUUUUUUCUCAAUGUUUUAACGGUAAUCAUAAAAGUUAUUUGAAUUGGUAAAGACCUCGGAAAUGUUAAAUAACAACAUUAUACAUUGAAUUGAUGUUUGAGGUGUUUUUUGAGAAUGUUACCUGUAAAUACUAGACCAAUCAGAUGUUAUUUAUAGGGUUGUUAUUCCUCCAUAAGAACAGCAAAUGAAUAGCACCUGCAGGUAAUUCAAAAUAUCAAACAUAAUCAUACCACUUAUAACUGUGCCUUAAUACUACCAGUGUUCAUAAUGUAUUGCACAUAAAAUGUAUUUAUUGAAAUAACACUGUUUUAUGUUCGUUAUUGUUCUAUACUGUGACUUGAAUACGUACAACACACUUACAGUAGAAAUUCAGAGACUUGAAGUGUAGAGGUGGUCACUGCAAGUGCUGCAGUUCUAAAGCUCUACAACUGUUUGUGUAAAGGAGUCAG
Molecule: messenger RNA, 2899 nt
Organism: Polyodon spathula (Mississippi paddlefish)
Lineage: Eukaryota; Metazoa; Chordata; Actinopteri; Acipenseriformes; Polyodontidae
Product: fibulin-7-like
Exons: 10
Coding region: 353-1795 (480 amino acids)
Molecular function (GO): calcium ion binding
Source: RefSeq, a predicted model, not a curated record